Neurospora tetrasperma FGSC 2508 is the source of this 958-nucleotide messenger RNA. RefSeq lists its product as uncharacterized. Gene Ontology annotation, molecular function: hydrolase activity, acting on carbon-nitrogen (but not peptide) bonds. The record is from RefSeq and is a predicted model, not a curated record. Lineage: Eukaryota; Fungi; Ascomycota; Sordariomycetes; Sordariales; Sordariaceae. The coding region runs from base 43 to 783 and encodes 246 amino acids. The transcript is spliced from 2 exons. Gene Ontology annotation, cellular component: membrane. Gene Ontology annotation, biological process: carbohydrate metabolic process.
CUUCCCUCCGCUGUCCUCCGCCGCCGCACCCGCCGCGCCCGCAUGGCCACCCUAAUCCUCCUUCUGCUCAUCCUCCCCUCCAUCCUCCUGCUCCCCUUCUAUACCAUCUACAAACCGCCCUCGUCUUUGAUCCGGUACUUUUCGCAACGGUGGACCGACGUCCUCUGGCGCCUUUGGUUGCCGCCGCACCGCAAGAUCGUGGCCCUGACCAUUGACGAUGCGCCGUCCGAUCACACGAGAGAGAUCCUCGCGGCAUUGAAAGCGGGCGGGGUGCAUGCGACGUUUUUUGUCAUUGGAGGCCAGGUGCGGGGGAGGGAGGAGAUCUUGAGGGAGAUUGUGAGGCAAGGGCAUGAAUUGGGGAAUCACGGGAUGCAUGAUGAGAUGGCGAGGGAGCUGGCGGAUGAGGAGCUGGAGAGGCAGAUGAAGGAGGUGGAGGGGUUGAUUCGAGAGGCUUACGAGGCUGAGGGGAGGGUGUGGCCUGUCAUCGAGGGCAAAUAUUACCGGCCUGGAUCAGGGUUCUUUAGCGAGAGGAUGUUGAGUCUGGUGAGGAAACUGGGGUAUCGAUUGGUUUUGGGGAGCAUAUAUCCACAUGAUGCCCAGAUUGGGUAUGCCUGGUUGAAUGCGAGGCAUAUCCUCAGUAUGCUGAGCCCCGGGGGAAUUAUUAUCUGUCAUGAUCGGAGGAGUUGGACGCCGCCCAUGUUGAGGAAGGUGUUGCCGGAGAUGCAGAGGAGGGGGUAUAAAGCUGUGACGGUGUCGCAGCUUUUGGAGGAGGCGACGGGGUAAACAUAUUGUCGGAUGGGGAUUGUUGGAAUUACUAGACUAUAUUGCAUGUCGGCGUUAGGGAAAAGGUGCGGUGAAAUCAUUUUGGGUGGGAAUAGUUAUCACUGAAACCACUUCGCAGUGAAUAAUGGUAUUGCAUUUUGCGGCCAUCUCGCUGGGAGUGUCAAAAGCAAGACUC